CAGUUUCGAAGAGUCGUGCAACGAAAGCAGUUGAUACCAUCUGUCGUUAAAAGCUGUACUGCGUCUGUGUCUGAGUCUGGAGUUGUUUUGUGUGUAUAACUAACGUGGGCCGCAGGAGAAGUCACACCAUGAAAAAUAAUUAUAACGCGAUUUUACUGGCGUCCUUCGUGACAUGGUCGGGGGUACUGUGUAGCUCUGUAUUAGGCACCACAGAGGGCCAGGAAACACCUCUCGCACUUCCUGUGGCGGAGCAGACCCAGCCCACGACAACCAUACAAGGGGAAGUAUGGGAGGAAGACGAUCACGAAGUAUUAAUAAGGAACGAACGUGGUACCAAAAGCGACGGUUUGUCGUGCCGAUAUGGCAAGAACCCGUGGACUGAGUGCGAUACAAAAACUAAUACUCGUUCCAGAACCUUAACAUUGAAAAAGGGCGAUCCAGCAUGCGACCAAACGCGAACCAUUCAAAAAAAGUGUAAAAAAGCAUGCCGAUAUGAAAAGGGAUCCUGGUCGGAAUGCGCAACUGGACAAAUGACUAGAGCUGACAAAUUAAAAGCGAGCAGUGAUCCGUCCUGCGAAGCAACACGGGUCAUUAAGAAGAAUUGCAAGCCAGGAAAGUCUAAGGACAAGAGUGCCAAAGAACAGCGCAAGAACAAAGAUAAAGCUGCCCGCAAAGGACGCGUUUAAAAAUUUAAUAUUCGAAAAUUUAAAAUGCCCCAUAUUCGUUUGCAUCACUCCGAUGCAAAUAAUUUAAGUUAAACUUAUUUUUAAAUCAAUUUAAAACAAAAGAACGUAAUGACAUUAAGAGUCUGCUAUGUAUACCCGAAAAGCAUUUUAAUUAAAUGCAUAUUCUGAAUAAUGUUGUAGUUUGGUUUUCAAGCAAACGAUAAACUUAAUAUUAACGACAGUAAGUUCGACUGUACAACAUAAUAUCAACUUUGCGAAAAUAAGCAUAUAUAUGCAAUGCAGAAUAACAAAAUAUUUAUACAAUACCAUACCUACAUAAAAACAAAACUAUUUAGUUUAUUCCAAAGGAAAAAUCAUGCAUCAACGCCGAUCCAUCACUUCCCGAAAUAAAUGAAACUGAAAAGGCAGUUGCCUUAUCGAUAUAAAAUUAAAUUCUUCAAUUGUGUGACUGUCUCCCUAUUCAUAAAUUUAGCAGAGUUACUUUAAAUUGAAUUUAAAUAAUAUUAACCACAAAUCUAAAAUAAAAUCCAAAAAAAAUAAUCUGAUUAUUGAUGUAAAAUUUGGUGAACAACAGCUUCUGUAUCUGAUCUCAUAAAAACCAGAACGGCAUCGCGGAAAAAUCAUAAAUUAAAUACUUAAUUUAAAGUGGUGGUCAAUGUGUGUCAUUCGCAGAUAAUAAAUAAACAAAACACUUAGUGUAAAUAUUGUAAAAAACAAAAACAAACUAUAAAAAAAAAAAACUAACAGAUAAAGAAAGUUUCACGGCGGGUCUAGAUAAAAGGUCCGUCGUAGUUACAAGGUAGGCGAUUGGCAUUUUAAAGUAGUUUACAACUUACUUUCACUGGGUACAAUUAAAGCAUAGAUUUGGUAAUACCAUUUCCAAAAUUAAUGAUCAAGUAAAAAUACAGACAUAAAUACUUACACACAUACUUAUUCUGGUCAACAAUUUAACCAUUUCAAAGACGUGGUUUAUCUUUUUAAUAAACACAUAUAAAAACUUAGAACGUUAACUACAACUUAAUGUAUUUGUCUGUAAGCAGUUUUACAACCAUUGACAUACAUCUAUUACUACAAAGUAAAGCAAAACGGCUCACUCGCACAUGCGAGCUUACACAUCAUUGGCAGGGGCAGUAUUAAUUCGAGUCUUAAUUCCAAAAGGAAAAGCAUUGAACUCCCCCAAAGUAAAGUGAAAUUUGUUUACGUACGUAUAAAACACAAGAAAAAGUAACUGAACUUUAAUAAAUACAAGUAUUACAGAAUUAAA
Molecule: messenger RNA, 1950 nt
Organism: Drosophila ficusphila
Lineage: Eukaryota; Metazoa; Arthropoda; Insecta; Diptera; Drosophilidae
Gene: miple1
Exons: 5
Coding region: 129-686 (185 amino acids)
Biological process (GO): mesoderm morphogenesis
Cellular component (GO): extracellular region
Molecular function (GO): growth factor activity; heparin binding
Source: RefSeq, a predicted model, not a curated record